This is a messenger RNA of Fusarium coffeatum, 903 nucleotides long. RefSeq lists its product as uncharacterized. The coding region runs from base 1 to 903 and encodes 300 amino acids. The record is from RefSeq and is a predicted model, not a curated record. NCBI's taxonomy places the organism in Eukaryota, Fungi, Ascomycota, Sordariomycetes, Hypocreales, Nectriaceae. The transcript has a single exon.
AUGCGCUUCAUCCAGUCAACACUCAUCAGCCUAGGGCUUUCAGUCCUGGCAGCUGCCUCUGAUGAAGAUGUCGUCUCAUUCCCUGCCAUCGGAGAAGUUGAUGUCGUCUUCCCACGAAACGAUACAUACGCCGUAGAAGCGCCUUUCCCUGUUAUUUUCGGCCUCCAAAACGCCCCAGUCUUGACCACUUUCAGCGGCACACUCAACUGGGAGCUUAACUGCCGCUACACGCUUUUUGGCAUCGGAAGACUGUACCUGGACUUCAUGCCUGACUCCGAGCCCUACUACUUUCUCAACACCAGCGACGCCAAAGCCGAUCCUGAUGAGGACCAGUUUCAAUACUGGCGCGAAGAGGAAGACUCUUGUAUGCUCAAGUGGGACUUCCGAUGGACUACCGUCUGCGAGCCUCGAUCUGACGGAAGCGUUCUUUUGAAAAACAAUCAAUUUGAACGCUCUGGAAAUGUUACUUUCAAACUCCGUCCAGGCGCAAAGACUGCUCGUAAGGCUAUUUCCGAAUACGACGAUUGUCCCAUUGCCGGCACUGCCAUCAAGCUCGAAAGAAAUCACACAGUUGGGUGUCCCAUCCUUGCGGGAGAUGCUUCACCAAAGCCAAAGCCUUGUGGCCUCGAUGUCAAGAAGGCUCGAAGUAGCCUCGCAGAGGCCGUGGCUAAGCCUACUACCAGUCUGACUGAAAUUCCGAGCAAGAGUACAGAUGCAGUUGUGGCAACGGGAACGAAUAGCGGCGCUGCGCCGACGGAUAUUGGAGUGUCAACAGGCAAUGGUGCGGAUAGUGGUGCUGACAAUGAUAAUGGGACACAAAGCCUCAGCUUUGGUGGUAUGACUGGGAUUUUGACUUUACUUGGUGCUCUUUCUUGCAGUAUUGGAAUUUCACUGUUCCUGUAG